AUGAAGUUUCUCUACCAUGGCCGCGAGGACGUGACAGGCUAUACGAGGGAACUAAUUCUUGAGACGAUCACAGAGGAAUGCGAGUUGAAGGAGGCCGAGGGGUACAAUGUCGUGCCUCAUCAAGUCAUUGAGGUUGCUCCUGCUGAGGAUGACGACGACUUGGAUCUCUUUGGUGAAGAGACAGAGGAGGACCAGAAGGCUGCAGAAGAGAGGGAGGCAGCCAAAAAGUUUCAAUAUCUUGGCUUGUGUGUGUAUCUGGUUCCUGUUAUAGGUGGAAAGUCAUCUGUCCUCUUGGAUGUGAAACCUUGGGACGAUGAGACAGACAUGAAGAAGCUGGAAGAGGCUGUUAGGAGUGUGGAGAUGCCUGGGCUCUUCUGGGGAGCUUCGAAACUGGUUCCAGUGGGUUACGAUAAGAAGUUGUAGAUCAUGAUGACCAUUGUGGAUGACCUUGUCUCAGUGGACACCCUCAUCAAGGAGCAUCUUCAAGAUGAGCCUAUCAAUGAAUACGUUCAGAGUUGUGACAUUGUCGCCUUCAACAAAAUCUAAGAACAGUGCUUCUGAAGUGUUGUGGUGGAAUGGCCUUUUUGUCGUGAUAAUGUAGUUUUACUUACUAGCAUUCCAUUGCUGUUCUUUAAGCUUUCUUCUGGACAUCUACUUUCAGCAAGGUGAAAGAUGAUACGCCUGCUCUUGAAUUGGAUGUUCUACACUUGUGUGU
Messenger RNA from Eucalyptus grandis, 715 nucleotides. RefSeq names its product elongation factor 1-beta 2-like. Gene Ontology annotation, biological process: translational elongation. The record is from RefSeq and is a predicted model, not a curated record. Lineage: Eukaryota; Viridiplantae; Streptophyta; Magnoliopsida; Myrtales; Myrtaceae. Gene Ontology annotation, molecular function: guanyl-nucleotide exchange factor activity; translation elongation factor activity. Gene Ontology annotation, cellular component: eukaryotic translation elongation factor 1 complex; cytosol.